Messenger RNA from Camponotus floridanus (Florida carpenter ant), 1841 nucleotides. Its product is annotated as probable glutamate receptor. Gene Ontology annotation, molecular function: ligand-gated monoatomic ion channel activity. Gene Ontology annotation, cellular component: membrane. The transcript is spliced from 9 exons. NCBI's taxonomy places the organism in Eukaryota, Metazoa, Arthropoda, Insecta, Hymenoptera, Formicidae. The record is from RefSeq and is a predicted model, not a curated record. The coding region runs from base 21 to 1775 and encodes 584 amino acids.
UAUUAUCGAAUAAUCAAUUGAUGCAUAACAUUUAUAAUUUUUACGAAGAAUUUGACUCGAGAAUUUAUAAUAAUUUAGAACAUCGUAACUUAUAUGUGUUGAACUUAGAUUGUGAUUAUGCUCUUGAUGUUUUACGACAGGCAAAUUCGAAAAACAUGUUUGUGGCCCCCACGAAAUGGUUGCUCUUCCAGGAUCUAAAUAUAUCAAUUGAUAAUAAUAACAAACUAGCUUUCAUAUACAAUGACUCAAUAUUGGAAAUCUUCGAAGAAUUAGCCGUCUAUCCUGAUAGCGACGUGGUCCUCGCUCAAAGAUUUGAUGAUAAUUUUCUUCAACUUAUGUCCGUAUAUCGACCAAGCCCACAACGAGGGGUAAUAUGGGAAAAUCGCGGGAAUUGGACAAUCGCGAAUGGUCUACAAAUGAAAACUUUUGAUGUGGCUUCGGCACGCAGAAGAAAUCUUCAACAGACGGCUCUUAAAUCUGCUCUCGUGAUGACUGAUCCCAACACGAUCAAUCAUUUAACUGAUUUCGAAGAUAAAUCCAUAGAUCCUGUCACGAAAGUUGGAUAUCCAUGGAUGCUUCAUUUAGUGAAUCGGAUGAAUGCAACGAUAAGUUUCGAAAUUACUGAUAGUUGGGGAUAUCGUGCGGAGAAUGGCUCUUGGAGCGGAAUGAUCGGGAUGCUGGAGCGACGCGAGAUUGAUAUUGGCGGUACCGCUACAUUUCUUGUACCAGAACGUCUCGGUGUUGUGCAAUAUAUCCAAUUGUACACAAAGACUGGCUCACGUUUUAUAUUUCGACGACCAUUAUUGUCGACCGUAAGCAAUAUAUUCAUUCUACCCUUUCAACGUAACGUUUGGAUAGCGAUUGGCAUAUUCCUCGUUCUCGUUUUUUGUUUGCUUUCUUUAUCUAUCAAAUGGGAGAAUCAUCAGAAUAAAGAAAUGACAAAAUCAAUAGUUUACUGGAAGGAAUCAGAUUCCACCAAGCCAACAACCAGUGAUAAUCUACUUAUUCUUUUAAGUGCAUUUGUUCAACAAGGAUCUACAUAUGAACCGUUUCGAAUUUCAUCUCGAAUUAUUAUUUUAAUGUUACUGUUGGCUUCAUUAAGUCUCUACGCGGCUUACACAGCAAAUAUCGUAGGCCUACUACAAUCCACUACGGAUUCUAUCAAGACUCUUCCGAAUCUUCUCAAUAGCCCGCUAAAAUUAGGUGCGCAGGAUGUUGUGUACAAUCGAUAUUACUUCAAGUCAUUUCAAGAUCCAGUUAGAAAAGCGAUUGUGGAACAGCGAAUCGAACCAAAGGGACGCAAAUCUAACUGGAUGCCCAUAGAAGAAGGUGUACGUCGAAUAAAAAACGAACUUUUCGCAUUCCACGGUGAGAUUGGUUCGAUCUACGAAUUAAUGGAAGAUACAUAUCAAGAGGAGGAAAAGUGCGGCCUGACGGAAAUCGAUUUCUUAAAAGUCUUAUAUCCGCUUCUCGUUAUACAAAUACAAUCGCCAUACUUGGAAAUAAUAAAAAAUGGAGCUUUAAAAUUGGGAGAAUACGGACUUAAAUAUCGCGAAGAAUAUCGUUUAUAUACGAGAAAACCGGUGUGCUCGAGUCAGACUAUAAGCUUCAUCACCAUCAGUAUCACGGAAUGUUACUUCACUUUAGCCAUAAUGGGCUAUGGAAUUCUUCUCACCAUAAUUGUAUUUGUGCUUGAGUUAUUAUGGCAUAAAAAGCAAAAUGCAUGUGUGACAGAAAAAGCAUCAGACGCAAAAAUCAUUGAUUGUUCUGAUUAAAUUCCAGCAAUGUAUAUUCGUAAAAAAAAUAUAUAUAAACGAGGAUUUACUAAAUUGUUGCUGUUA